AUGGCAGUUGGCUUAGAAGAUGAUCUGUAUGCUGGAGAUGGAUUAACUAUUGGAUUAAUGGCUAUGGAGAAACAAGUGCUUAUCGAGAUCCUUCGACGAUACACCAUUUUCAUACAUCGUGAUCAUGUGCAAAUUCCUAUCGACUCAGAUGAUGCAAGUUGGAAAGAGAGAUGCAGCAGAAGGAUGAAAGAAUUGGAGAAAAGACAGUUCCAAAGUCAAGAUGCGGCUUCAGAACUACUGCAUAAGGAUCUAGUUGGGAGGAAAAAAGUUAUGGUUUCUGAGUUGUUGAACGCUGUUGUUGAAAAUGGAAACGUGGAUAACUUCGUUGACGAGUUGGAAAGAGUGUGUGAAGGAAGGAAAGUGCCUCUGAAAGGUGUUUUUGAUCAAGCUACCUGUGCUGGUGAUUCACUGCUUCAUGUGGCAGCAGAUAAGGGGAGAGAACGGAUUGCAGAGCUGAUUUGUUGUCACUUUCCUGAGCUUCUUAUCAAGAGAAACGUGAGAGGUGAUACUGCACUUCAUGUUGCUGUGAGGUCCAAGAACUCUACGAUAGUGAAGUUAAUUCUCUGCCAUUAUGCCAUUGAGAAAAGAAAGCAUGAUGGGAUGAGAGAUAAAGAGAUGACAAGAGAAAAGAAUGAGUUUGAGAAUACUCCUUUGCAUGAGGCUGUGUAUAGUGGGGAUGUUGGUGUGGUGAAAGAGAUUUUACAUGGAGAUAAAGAUGUGGUUCAUUGUUUGAACAAGUCAAGAAGAUCACCACUGUAUUUGGGUGUUGUGAAUGGGAAUGUGGACAUUCUUCAUCUUCUGUUGGAAGUUCCAUUCCCUGCUCAUCAACCUCUUCCACUCUGCUUUGGAAACUCUCCCCUUCAUGCAGCCAUAUUGGAAAGAAAGCCUGCUUUGAUAAAAGAAAUAUUGAAGAAAAAACCAGAGCUAGUUUAUUUAAGGGAUGAAGAUGAAGGUACUCCCCUUCAUUAUGCAGCUUACAUUGGUUAUGGUGAAGGAUUUCGAAUACUAUUAGAAAACUCAUUUCAGAAAUCAGAUCAAACUGUUUUUGAAGGAAACAAGAAGGGUCAUCUUCCUAUUCACCUUGCUUGCAAAAGGGGUCAUGUUAAGGUGGUAAAAAAAUUUCUUCAACACAAAUGUAACAUUCUUCAUGUUGCUGCGGAGAAUGGAAGAAGUAAAGUGGUACAAUAUCUGUUGGGAAAUUCGAAGAUUGAUCAAUCUACUAUAAAUCAAAAAGACAACAAUGGAAACACUCCACUGCAUUUGGCUUCAAUAAAUUUAUUUCCAAAAAUUCUAUACCUUUUCACACAAGACAAGAGAACUGAUUUGAAGCUUUCGAAUAACAGCGAUUUAACGGCUCAAGAUAUCAUUGGUCUGGCUAUGAAAGAGAAAAUCACGAUUCGAAAGUUUCUAGCAAGAAGAGUGUUAAAAGAAGCAGGUGUCCCCUCGAAGGUAAAUGAUAUGUUGAAUUCUCAACAUCAAGAACCACUGAAACUUUUGAGCUUAAAUGAUCUCCUCAACACAUUUUUAGUUGUGGCCACAUUGAUGGUCACAGUGACAUUUGCAGCUGCUUUCACUGUACCAGGAGGUGUAUACGGUCCUGAUGCCCCAAACCCAAAAAAUAGAGGGAUGGCAGUUUUGGCUGAUAAAGCAUUAUUCUGGGUAUUCACCACCUUCAACAUGACAGCUAUGUAUAGCUCUGUAAUUGCAUGUGGACUUAUGUUGAUGGCACUGAUUUUUGAUCAUAAAUUGGCAACACGAGCAACAAUCCUUGCAAUGGGUUGUUUGGUUUUUGCCUUUUUAACAGUCCCAGUGGCAUUCUUGGCUGCUGUACGUCUAGUUGUGGGUAACAAUUACGCGCUUGCCCUUCUCAUAACUGCCAUUGGAGUCAUGUAUAGUUUCAUCAUCUUGUCGGGUAUUUUUGCAUUUUUUCCAAUUGGAAUUCACCUUCUUUUAUUUCGUCAAGUUGGCAGAGUCGUUCUUCAUAUUAUAAUUGCAUUACUAGAUUAUGAUGAUAAGCCAAGAGAUUCGUCUUCUCAGAAAGAGAACAAGGACAAGAAUGAUUAG
This is a messenger RNA of Sphenostylis stenocarpa, 2064 nucleotides long. NCBI's taxonomy places the organism in Eukaryota, Viridiplantae, Streptophyta, Magnoliopsida, Fabales, Fabaceae. The record is from the annotation of a GenBank genome assembly.